AUGGAUAGAGUAGCUAGAGGUCAUGGUACGAGAGAUCGCGGUGCUAGCGGUAUAGUUGGCCGUGGCGACAGAGCUGGUGGUAGAGCUGGAGACCGAGCAGACCGAGGUCAGGGUCGUGGACUUCCGGUGGAUUCAGGAGAGAGUGCAACACCGAGUGUGGCGACUGCUUUGGUGGCGGGUCCAGUUGAAGGUGAUGCCGUGUGGGCGCUAGUGAGAACGUGGGAGUCGGGGCGGGUCCAGUUGCGGGUGCUGUUCCAGCACAGGGUGAUGAUGACUUGGUGGCCGAGGGCUGCUGUUGGCGGUAUUCUACCCUAUCUAGAGAUGAUGGGGCAGAUGCAGAGGAUUGGUUCACUGUUCUUUGAGGGCGGAGUUGGUCCAGAGGAGGCAGACGCGUGGCGUCAGGGACUAGAGCUGAACUUCUGGUUGAUCAAAUGUCCUUUGGAGAAUCAGAUCAGUCAACUAUCUGAAUGGGGACGCACAUUUGUGGUGGUGGGCCACUAA
Microthlaspi erraticum is the source of this 501-nucleotide messenger RNA. NCBI's taxonomy places the organism in Eukaryota, Viridiplantae, Streptophyta, Magnoliopsida, Brassicales, Brassicaceae. The record is from the annotation of a GenBank genome assembly.